CGCCGCCGCCGCCGCCGCCGGGAGGGCUUCGCUGUGAGCUUGGGAAGCCGGGGCGCAGCUGCGGGGCGUGAAUCCGAAAGGUGAGAGCGACAGCCAGCGAGCCAGCCGAGGGGGCGGGCAGGCCACGAAAAUGUCCUCGGCCGUGGGGCCCCGCGGUCCUCGCCCACCCACGGUGCCUCCCCCUAUGCAAGAACUGCCCGACCUGAGCCACCUGACCGAGGAGGAGAGGAACAUCAUCAUGGCAGUGAUGGACCGGCAGAAGGAAGAGGAGGAAAAAGAAGAGGCCAUGCUCAAGUGUAUUGUCAGGGACAUGGCGAAGCCUGCUGUCUGCAAAACACCAAGAAAUGCUGAAAGCCAGCCCCAUCAACCACCACUGAACAUUUUCAGAUGUGUCUGUGUUCCCAGAAAGCCAAGCAGCGAAGAGGGAGGCCCAGAAAGAAACUGGAGAUUGCAUCAACAGUUUGAAAGCUAUAAGGAGCAAGUGAGAAAAAUCGGAGAGGAAGCGCGGCGUUACCAGGGCGAGCACAAAGAUGAUGCCCCGACUUGUGGAAUCUGUCACAAGACAAAGUUCGCUGAUGGAUGUGGCCAUCUUUGCUCCUAUUGUCGCACCAAGUUCUGUGCACGCUGUGGAGGCCGAGUGUCCCUCCGAUCGAACAAUGAGGACAAAGUGGUUAUGUGGGUAUGCAAUUUAUGCCGAAAGCAACAAGAAAUCUUAACCAAAUCUGGAGCAUGGUUCUUUGGAAGUGGCCCUCAGCAACCCAGUCAGGAUGGGACUCUGAGCGACACGACUACAGGUGCUGGAUCUGAGGUGCCAAGAGAAAAGAAAGCACGACUCCAAGAGCGAUCCAGGUCUCAGACACCCCUGAGUUCAGCAGCUGCCGCUUCCCAGGGCACCACUUCCCCUAGUGCACUAGCGGACAGAAGCAAAGGGACCGAGCCUUCACAGCAAGCCUUGGGAGCUGAACAGAAGCAGGCAUCAAGGUCUAGAAGCGAGCCACCGAGGGAAAGGAAGAAGGCUCCAGGGCUUUCGGAGCAGAAUGGCAAGGGAGGCCUGAAGAGCGAGCGCAAACGCGUCCCCAAAUCCGCGGUGCAGCCCGGGGAAGGGACCGCGGAAGAGCGGGAGCAGAAGGAAAGGCGGGAAACCCGCAGGCUGGAGAAAGGGCGCUCCCAGGACUACCCGGACCGGCCUGAGAAACGCGAGGAUGGCAGGGCGGCGGAGGACGAGAAGCAGAGGAAAGAGGAAGAGUACCAGACCAGGUACCGCAGCGACCCGAACCUGGCGCGCUACCCCGUGAAGCCGCCUCCCGAGGAGCAGCAGAUGCGCAUGCACGCCCGGGUGUCCCGCGCGAGGCACGAGCGGCGCCACAGCGACGUGGCACUCCCGCACACCGAGGCUCCAGCCGCGCCGGCCGAGGCCGCGGCGGGCAAGCGCGCGCCAGCCGCCACCAGGGCCUCUCCGCCCGAGUCCCCGCGCGCGCGCGCGCCCGUCGCCCAGCCUCCCGCCGAGCACGGCCCGCUGGCGCCACGGCCAGUCCCGGGUCCCGCAGAGCCGCCCGAGCCGCGCGUCCCCGAGCCGCUCCGGAAGCAGGGUCGCCUGGACCCGGGCUCGGCCGUGCUCCUGCGCAAGGCCAAGCGCGAGAAGGCAGAGAGCAUGCUGCGGAACGACUCCCUGAGCUCCGACCAGUCCGAGUCCGUGCGACCGUCCCCGCCCAAGCCGCACCGGCCCAAGCGGGGAGGCAAGAGGAGACAGAUGUCGGUGAGCAGCUCCGAGGAAGAGGGCGUGUCCACGCCGGAGUACACCAGCUGCGAGGACGUGGAGCUGGAGAGCGAGAGCGUGAGCGAGAAAGGUGAUUUGGAUUAUUACUGGUUGGAUCCUGCGACAUGGCAUAGCCGGGAAACGUCUCCUAUUAGUUCGCAUCCUGUAACUUGGCAGCCAUCGAAAGAGGGAGACCGAUUAAUUGGCCGUGUUAUUCUUAACAAAAGAACAACCAUGCCCAAAGAAUCAGGUGCAUUAUUGGGUCUGAAAGUGGUUGGAGGAAAAAUGACAGACUUAGGACGCCUUGGUGCUUUCAUCACCAAAGUAAAGAAGGGUAGCCUGGCAGAUGUGGUUGGACACCUACGAGCAGGGGAUGAAGUUCUAGAGUGGAAUGGUAAACCCCUGCCGGGAGCAACAAACGAAGAAGUUUACAACAUUAUUUUAGAAUCAAAAUCAGAACCUCAAGUUGAAAUUAUUGUUUCAAGGCCUAUUGGUGACAUCCCCCGGAUCCCUGAGAGUUCCCAUCCUCCCCUGGAGUCCAGUUCAAGUUCCUUUGAAUCUCAGAAGAUGGAAAGGCCUUCCAUUUCUGUUAUUUCUCCAACCAGCCCUGGAGCUCUGAAAGAUGCCCCGCAAGUCUUGCCAGGGCAACUCUCUGUGAAGUUGUGGUAUGAUAAAGUGGGACAUCAGCUGAUUGUAAAUGUUCUACAAGCAACUGAUCUACCUUCUAGAGUAGAUGGCCGUCCCAGGAAUCCCUAUGUAAAAAUGUAUUUUCUUCCAGAUAGAAGCGACAAGAGCAAAAGAAGGACCAAAACAGUGAAGAAAAUUCUAGAACCAAAAUGGAAUCAAACAUUUGUCUACUCACAUGUACAUCGUAGAGAUUUUCGAGAGCGAAUGCUGGAAAUUACCGUGUGGGAUCAGCCAAGAGUACAAGAGGAAGAGAGUGAAUUCCUUGGAGAGAUCCUCAUAGAAUUGGAAACGGCACUUUUAGAUGAUGAGCCCCACUGGUAUAAACUCCAGACACAUGAUGAAUCUUCACUACCUCUGCCUCAGCCAUCACCGUUCAUGCCACGGCGGCACAUUCAUGGAGAGAGCUCCAGCAAAAAACUACAAAGAUCUCAGCGAAUCAGUGAUAGUGACAUCUCAGAUUAUGAGGUUGAUGAUGGUAUUGGAGUAGUGCCUCCAGUGGGUUAUAGAGCUAGUGCUAGAGAAAGUAAAGCAACAACAUUAACAGUACCAGAGCAGCAAAGAACGACUCAUCACCGCUCACGGUCGGUGUCUCCUCAUCGCGGCGAUGAUCAGGGAAGGCCGCGUUCACGUUUACCAAAUGUGCCAUUACAGAGGAGCUUAGAUGAAAUUCAUCCAACAAGAAGGUCACGUUCUCCAACCAGACACCAUGAUGCCUCCCGAAGUCCGGUCGAUCACAGAUCCAGACAUAUGGAAAGUCAGUAUUCAUCAGAACAAGAAAGUGAGCUUCUCAUGCUGCCCAGAGCAAAACGAGGACGAAGUGCAGAGUGCCUACACACGACCAGCGACCUGCAGCCCUCUCUUGCCAGGGCUAAGAGUGCUAGUACCAACUGCUUGAGACCAGACUCUAGUUUGCAUUCACCAGAACGAGAAAGGGGUAGAUGGUCCCCCUCCCUAGAUAGGAGGCGACCUCCUAGCCCCAGGAUUCAAAUCCAGCAUGCAUCUCCGGAGAAUGACAGGCACUCCAGAAAGUCUGAAAGAUCUAGCAUCCAAAAACAGACUAGGAAAGGCACAGCCUCCGAUGCAGACAGGGUUCUCCCAUCAUGCCUUUCUAGAAGGGGAUACGCAAUCCCAAGAGCAACUGAUCAAGCAGUCGUUAGGGGAAAGCAUCCCACUCGCUCGCGGUCGAGCGAGCACUCUAGUGUCAGAACCCUGUGUUCCAUGCACCACCUUGCCCCCGGAGGCUCGGCGCCACCUUCUCCGCUUCUGACAAGAACGCACCGACAAGGAAGCCCAACCCAGUCUCCUCCAGCGGACACAUCCUUCAGCAGUCGCCGGGGAAGACAGCUUCCACAGGUGCCAGUGCGAAGCGGCAGUAUAGAACAAGCAAGCUUAGUAGUGGAGGAGCGAACAAGACAGAUGAAAAUGAAAGUUCACCGAUUUAAGCAGACAGCAGGGUCUGGGUCUAGCCAAGAACUUGAUCACGAGCAAUAUUCCAAGUAUAACAUACAUAAAGAUCAGUACAGAAGCUGCGAUAACGUCUCCGCCAAGUCAUCAGAUAGUGAUGUCAGUGAUGUGUCCGCCAUUUCCCGAACCAGCAGUGCCUCACGCCUCAGCAGCACAAGCUUUAUGUCAGAGCAAUCUGAGCGCCCCAGGGGUAGGAUCAGUUCAUUUACCCCCAAAAUGCAAGGCAGACGGAUGGGGACUUCAGGAAGAGCCAUCAUCAAGAGCACCAGCGUGAGUGGAGAGAUAUACACACUGGAGCAUAAUGAUGGCAGCCAGUCAGACACGGCCGUGGGGACCGUUGGGGCAGGAGGCAAGAAGCGGAGAUCCAGCCUGAGUGCCAAAGUGGUCGCCAUAGUAUCUCGAAGAAGUAGAAGCACAUCACAGCUCAGCCAGACAGAGUCGGGCCACAAGAAGUUAAAGAGUACCAUUCAGCGAAGUACAGAAACAGGAAUGGCGGCUGAAAUGCGGAAGAUGGUGAGACAGCCAAGCCGGGAGUCCACAGAUGGCAGCAUCAACAGUUAUAGCUCGGAGGGAAACUUAAUAUUUCCUGGAGUUCGAGUAGGACCUGACAGUCAGUUCAGUGAUUUUCUUGAUGGACUGGGGCCAGCUCAGCUUGUUGGGCGCCAAACCCUUGCCACACCUGCCAUGGGUGAUAUCCAAAUCGGGAUGGAGGAUAAAAAGGGCCAGUUGGAAGUUGAAGUUAUCAGAGCCCGGAGCCUUACACAAAAACCUGGCUCCAAGUCUACACCUGCACCCUAUGUAAAAGUGUAUCUCUUGGAAAAUGGAGCCUGUAUUGCCAAAAAGAAGACAAGAAUUGCACGGAAAACCCUCGACCCUCUGUACCAGCAGUCCCUGGUUUUUGAUGAAAGUCCACAGGGUAAAGUUCUUCAGGUGAUCGUCUGGGGUGACUAUGGAAGAAUGGACCACAAAUGUUUUAUGGGUGUGGCUCAAAUAUUGUUGGAAGAACUUGAUCUGUCCAGCAUGGUGAUUGGAUGGUAUAAAUUGUUCCCUCCGUCAUCAUUGGUGGAUCCCACACUCACUCCUCUGACCCGCCGGGCUUCCCAAUCAUCUCUGGAGAGUUCAUCUGGGCCUCCCUGCAUUCGAUCAUAGUAAACUCUCUCCUUCCAACCAAACUUCACAUUUCAGGAUAAUUAUCAGAAACCAGAUAUUUCAUGAUCAAGAGCAUUGUUGGAGACAGACAAUCAACUUGUGUUUUGCCUGUAGUAGUUUUUCGAUAUGUCCCAAUUGUUGUUGAAAACAUGGCUUCAUAUGACAGAACAAGGCAGUCAUUCAAAUUACAUUAAGAAGAGACUUGCUAGUGAGAGUCACUGAUGCUUCCAGCAAAUAGAAAAAGAAGACACUGUCGAGUACACACAUACACACACACACACACACACACACACACACACACACACACACACACCAUAUAGAACAAACUGGAAACUCUCACUCUGAAAAGUUGUACUUCACAUGCUUCUGCACAGACCACAAGCGGGGUUAUUUCCCUGGUGUUUAAGGUUGUUUAGUUCGUCUGUGCGCUUUAUGACUUGUGUGCGAUUUGCUGGUUAUUUUCUUUCCUUGUCUUUGUUUCUCUGUCUUCACUGUCUUUGUUAUUUGCACUU
Molecule: messenger RNA, 5568 nt
Organism: Phodopus roborovskii (desert hamster)
Lineage: Eukaryota; Metazoa; Chordata; Mammalia; Rodentia; Cricetidae
Gene: Rims1
Product: regulating synaptic membrane exocytosis 1
Exons: 33
Coding region: 131-5056 (1641 amino acids)
Biological process (GO): positive regulation of synaptic transmission; intracellular protein transport; regulation of synaptic plasticity
Cellular component (GO): presynaptic membrane; cytoskeleton of presynaptic active zone
Molecular function (GO): transmembrane transporter binding; small GTPase binding
Source: RefSeq, a predicted model, not a curated record